Molecule: messenger RNA, 2007 nt
Organism: Malania oleifera
Lineage: Eukaryota; Viridiplantae; Streptophyta; Magnoliopsida; Santalales; Ximeniaceae
Product: probable arabinosyltransferase ARAD1
Exons: 3
Coding region: 213-1640 (475 amino acids)
Molecular function (GO): glycosyltransferase activity
Source: RefSeq, a predicted model, not a curated record
UAAUAAUAAUAAUAAUAAUAAUUUUUACAUUACUAUUUCUUCCCACUGAAUAAAGUCUUAAAAAUUUUAAUUGCCAACCGAUCCCUUCUGACAGCACCUGUGCUUCUCCGUUUGGUGAAACGGAGAAGUGAGCUUGUAAAAUACAGGCCAGUCGCCCUCCCUCCGUCUGCGCAUGUUAAUACCAUGCGCCACCCACCCGCACCCAUAUCAGCAUGAGCGAGCGCAGGAAAUUCAGACCCUCCUCCCUCACCUCCACCUCUUCUCCUCCUUCCCCUUCGUCUUCUCCCAAAAUGCCCCGCAAGUCCCUCCUGAAGCCCACCCUUGCCACUGUCUUCCUCCUCCUCGCCUUCUACGCCUUCUUCAACACCUUCUUCUCUUCCCUCGGCGGUCCUCUCGAUUCUCCCACCUCCCGCUCCGCCCUUUCCCACCAAAAUCCCCUCCCUUUUCCUGGAAAUUUUGAACCCGUUAAUGUCUACAUGUACGAUCUUCCCAGAAAGUUUACCUAUGGGGUUAUAGAGAAUUAUAUGACUGCGCGCGGCGGCGGGAUGAAGGCCCCCAAGAUUCACGAUGCUGACUUGAAGUAUCCCGGGAACCAGCACUCCGCCGAGUGGUGGCUGUUCUCGGAUUUGACCCGGGCGAGCCGCCCCGAUUCGUCCCCCGUCGUCAGGAUCUUCGACCCGGACGAGGCGGAUUUAUUCUUCGUGCCGUUCUUCUCGUCCCUGAGUUUGGUGGUGAAUCCGAUUCGGCCGUCUGCGGCGGUUGCGGGGGGACCCGUGUAUAGCGACGAGGAGAUGCAGGAGGGUUUGAUUGAAUGGUUGGAGGAGCAGCCGUAUUGGAGGAGGAACAGUGGGUGGGAUCAUGUUUUUAUAUGUCAGGACCCGAAUGCUUUGUAUAGGGUCAUCGAUAGGGUGAAGAACGGUGUACUGCUCGUUUCGGAUUUUGGGAGGUUGAGGAGUGAUCAAGCGUCGUUGGUGAAGGAUGUAAUUUUGCCGUACUCGCAUAGAAUUAAUACAUUUAAUGGCGAGAUUGGAGUAGAAGGACGGAAGUCAUUGCUUUUCUUUAUGGGCAAUCGAUAUCGCAAGGAGGGAGGCAAAAUUCGUGACUUGCUUUUUCAAGCACUUGAAAAUGAACAUGAUGUUAUCAUAAAACAUGGAGCACAAUCUAGAGAGAGUCGGCGUGUGGCUACGCAAGGGAUGCAUUCAUCAAAGUUUUGUUUACAUCCUGCUGGUGAUACUCCGUCAGCGUGCCGACUCUUUGAUGCUAUAGUUAGCUUGUGUGUUCCAGUGAUAGUCAGUGAUCGUAUUGAGUUGCCUUUUGAAGAUGUGAUAGAUUAUAGAAAAAUUGCAAUAUUUGUAGAUUCAACAUCUGCCGUAAAACGAGGGUUUUUAACAAGAAUGCUAAGACAAGUCAGCACAAAGAGGAUCCUUGAAUUCCAGCAGGAGCUGAAAGUGGUGAGGCAUUACUUUGAAUACGAAGAUCCAAAUGGAACAGUGAAUGAAAUCUGGCGCCAAGUCUCAAUGAAGCUCCCUCUUAUUAAACUGAUGAUUAACCGUGACAAACGACUUGUGAGGAGGGAUUUGAUCGAACCGGACUGCUCUUGUUUGUGUUCAAACCAGACUCGGGUCAUUAGCACCUUGUAAUGCUGGAUUCUCAAAUAUUAGCGUCUGCAUGAACUUUCAGGCAUCUGUCUUAGAACAUUGGCAGCGGAAAGGGUAUUUCCUGGAACUGAGAAAGAGCAAAGGUUGAAGUGCAUUCAUCAACCAUUUCUUAUGAAGCUGAUAGUGCCACGAGUUCAAUUGAUUGUUGCUCUUGACAUUCACCUUCACUGGGGCAAUUUCGUGUGGCAUGAGGUUUGCCUGCAUAUAGUUGUGGAUACUAGCCCACACCAUAUGCCCCUUUCACUGUGGUAUGAGUGGCGAAAUCAACAGCGGGAAACAUAAUUAUUUGUAAUUGUAAUUGAUUUGUACAUGAUAGAGAAUAAAAUAUCAACGUCCUUUUUCAUUCAAA